This is a messenger RNA of Magnusiomyces paraingens, 462 nucleotides long. RefSeq lists its product as uncharacterized. Gene Ontology annotation, biological process: mitochondrial electron transport, cytochrome c to oxygen. NCBI's taxonomy places the organism in Eukaryota, Fungi, Ascomycota, Dipodascomycetes, Dipodascales, Dipodascaceae. The record is from RefSeq and is a predicted model, not a curated record. The transcript has a single exon. The coding region runs from base 1 to 462 and encodes 153 amino acids.
AUGUUGAGAGCUAUUAGACCAAUGCCCACUGCCGCUCGUGCCGCUACCCGUGCUGUCCGUGCUGCCUCUACCAAGGCCAUCUCUACCCCUGCUAUCAUUGACCUCGAGAGCCGUUGGGAGAAGAUGACUGUUGAUGAGCAAGAAGACAUCAUCUCUCAGCUCGCUGAGCGACAAAAGGGCUCUUGGACUGAGCUUACUCCCCUUGAGAAGCGUGCUGCUUGGUACAUUUCUUACGGUACAUGGGGUCCCCGCAAGCCCAUCCACCCCAAGGGUGAGGUUGCUGAGAUCUUCAAGGGUGUCGGCCUCAUGGUUUUCUUUGGUGUUGUUCUCUUUACUGGUGCCAGACUCAUCUCUGAGGGUGAUGGUAUCACUGCCACCAAGGAAUGGGCUGAGGCUUCCCAUGAGAUUCUCAAGGAGCAGAAGGCCAAUCCUUUCAGAGGUUUCAACCAGGUCACCAAAUAA